ACGUUCGCUAAGAGCGGACGUGUAUUUCCUUUCGUCGCGAAUUCCUUGUCUGUAUUUUAAAUCAUAAAAAAAAUAUUAGUUACACAGCAUAUAUGAAAGUGUAUUGAAAAUGUUGUUCUUAACAAUUUUGUUGUUCAUGUCUACUACCAAAGCGUACGUUUUGGAAGAAGAAUGUUUGAAUUACACAAUUUAUCCCGCGCAAUACGAGCUUACGAUAAUACCGCAUAUAUUCAAAGACGGAACAUCAUACUUUGAUUGUGAUUUAUUAAUAACGGUAAUAGCAAACGCGCCAAAUGUGAAUAUUAUUGAGUUGGACGCAAAGGAAUUAGAGAUAAAGAGUGGUUCGAUAAAAGUUCUGGAUGGUAUAACGGACAUUGUUAAUCAACACAGACCAUACGAGUUUGAUAAUAAAAGGGGUAAAUUGUUUAUUUAUUUGAGGGAACCGAUGAAACAAUACAGUGCAAGUAGAACUCAGUAUGUAAUAAGAGUGUCUUUUGUGAAAUACGUUCAUUUGGAUAGCGAAGGUGUGUUUAUUGUUCCUUAUAAAGGAGACGACGGGAAGCAAGCAUAUCUCUACACUACCCGAUUAUCUCCAAGCAAAGCUAAAUAUUUCUUCCCAUGCUUCAACAAUCCAGAAUUUGAAGCUGUAUUCAAGUUUAGGGUGUAUGUUGCACCGCCACGGCCGGGCAUACAGUUCAGUAAUACAACGUUAGUCAUUGCAAACGAGUUAAACAGACAGAACUUCAAAGACGACAGCUAUGGUAUCAUCGAAUACAUUCCAUCACCGCAAAUCGGCGUUCAUCAAGUGGGCUUCCAUCACUCACAAUUCAGCAAUCGUGAGGUCAAAAUUGGCGAAGAUACCUUGAUCUUCUGGUCUAGAUCGUCUCAAUUACCAUUCUUCUCAUUUAUAUUGCAAUUUGGAGAAAAUCUUAUACAUAUGAUCCACAAAUACUCAAUGAUUAAGAGGCCGCUCGUGAGUGGACCGAUAAAUAUCGUGGCGGUACCUAAGAAUCUUAAUGGAUAUGAGAUUGGAAGCUGGAAUCUUUUGACUAAUAGUGAAACAAAAUUAGCAUAUAUAAACGAAUACACAAGCGUGAAACAAAUGGAGGCAAUGAUGUUUGAAUUAUCCCAGCAAUUGAGCAGAAUAUGGUUGGGAAAUCCUGGAGAAGUAAAAAGGACUAGGUGGAUUGAAGAAUGGUUCAAGGAAGGCGUCACUACUUAUUUCGCUUAUUACUUCCUGACGCAGUAUAAUCAUGGAGGAAUGAAACCAAUAAAUCGUAUUCCACUAUCGAUGUACGGUCAGCAGAUGAAGCAAAGAGCGAUGGCCGUAGACUGGCACCACUCGACUCCAGCGCUUAUGUCAUUUAAUAGAACCUUAGCCGUAGAAAUUCCCAACAGAUAUAAGGAAUUGGUGACAAUGAAGACUGCAUCAAUACUGUGGAUGGUGGAAAACUGGUUGGGCUCUGAAAAAUUCCAUCAAGCUUUAAUCAAAUAUAUCAAUUUACGGAGAGGUCGCUUCAUCUCAAUCGCCGACUUCAUGAUAAGCUUAGACCAAGAUACCGUUGAGUGUAUGCAUCAGUUCUUCAAUGGAACAACAGCGUCCCGAGUGCUCAGUUCCUGGUUUUACCAAUCCGGAUAUCCAGUUGUUUAUGUCAAUGUACUCAGAGAUAGGACUCCAAAUGCAAUUCAGUUAAAACAAAGACAAUUCAGUUUUAAUGACUUGAACCGCUUGGAAUCAAACUAUCUAAUACCGAUUUCGUAUAUCGUACAAAACAAUGAGAACUGCUUCAACUGUCACCAACCACGCUUCACUAUCGGCAGUCAGACUUACACAUUUGGAGAAAACUUGAAUGGAGGUUGGAUUAUUCUUAACAGGAAUUCGGCGGGUUACUAUAGGGUAAAUUACGAUGACACGACUUGGAAACUCAUUUCCAAAACACUGAAGGAAAAUAGACAUGCAAUUGAUGAAUUGAACAGAGCACAAAUUGUCAACGAUAUAUUCGCGCUGUACGCAGCUGGUGAUGUCAGUGAAGAUAUAGCGCUUGAUGUAUUGGAGUUUCUAAACAUGGAACUAAGUAGUGUAGUAUGGGACUCAGUUAUCAGCGGGUUUGAACUGCUAAAAACAGAUGGCGCUCAAAUGACCAAGAUUAACUAUGAGGAGUGGCAGGCUUUUAUGCGCCAAAAAGUAUCAACAAUAUAUAAACGACUUAUGGACGAUAUCGAACGAAGGCCGGAAAUAAGGCUUUUUAGGAGCAACAUAAUAGAGUUCGCUUGCUCUAUCAAACACCAACCCUGUAUUAGUGAUAUGUGGAGGAUCUAUGGGGACUACAAGGAAGGAAGAUUACGAUUGGAUCCUGACUUCCGAACGGCAUGUUAUUAUGUAGUAUUGAGUGAUGUCAAUGGUCAUUUAGCUGCAGAGAAUUUCAACGAUUUUGAGAAUGAGGACAAAGCUAGAGCUGAACAUUCAUUACGUGAAGAGAACAGGUUCCUAUACCGAGUACCUAUAGGUCAUCCGAGACCACUGCCUAUCAAAAUGUCAACUACCACAACAACGGAGGCACCAACCACUAUCAAAGUAGCAGGUUGUAGUGGCGCACAGAAAAUAUUGAUUCCCGUUGUAUUAUUAAGUUUUGCGUUCCUUACUAGUCUAAGUAUAUGAUAAUUUGUAUUUGAACAUAAAUAUUUUUAAGAUUUUCAUGUAUCGCACAAAACCGAUACAGUACAAAUUACUAACUUGCAAAAACCUGAAGGAGGUUAUCAAUUCCAUGCGCAAUUAUUUUUUAAUCUUAUACCAUCAAACCGCCCAAAAAGCAAAAAAAAUUAGAUUUCUUAUUUUAGUCAAGUAACAUCACCUUGAUAGCUGGAAGUCUUCCACGGUCCGCAUUACAAGACAUUCAAGACAUUCAGUUGCUAGCUAACUGUGGAAAAGACUCCCGGGGAUAUUGGCUGGGGGAUAUGCCUACAAUUGUUUAAAGAAAUAAUAUACUCCAGUCCUCUCUCAAAGGCCGGCAACGCACCCAAUGAUAUGGCUCCAAGGCAAUCAAUGAUCCAUGGGCUACGAUGACGGCUCUUGGGUGUCCUGUAAGAUGGUUUGAUGGUUUCAAGCUUCAAAUUCAGUUCAAAAAUGAACAUGAGUUAUAUAUCAUCAUACAAAACAUAUCUUUUGAAGAGUUUGAGGUAUUAUUAAUCAAAGAUAUUACUAAAUUAACUCAUUAAUAAACUUUAAACUAUAAUUUGUUGAAAUUUAAAAUUUUCUUCAGUACAUUCCGGCUUCCAUCUCGUUAUUUCAGUUUGAAUCUAGUCAGAGAUUUUUUGUUACUAUAAAUAAAAAAAGUAAAUUUUCGUU
Messenger RNA from Pieris brassicae (large cabbage white), 3346 nucleotides. RefSeq names its product aminopeptidase N-like. The record is from RefSeq and is a predicted model, not a curated record. NCBI's taxonomy places the organism in Eukaryota, Metazoa, Arthropoda, Insecta, Lepidoptera, Pieridae. The transcript is spliced from 13 exons. Gene Ontology annotation, biological process: proteolysis; peptide catabolic process. Gene Ontology annotation, cellular component: cytoplasm. The coding region runs from base 110 to 2659 and encodes 849 amino acids. Gene Ontology annotation, molecular function: metalloaminopeptidase activity; peptide binding; zinc ion binding.